This is a messenger RNA of Varroa destructor (honeybee mite), 2770 nucleotides long. Its product is annotated as retinol dehydrogenase 14-like. The record is from RefSeq and is a predicted model, not a curated record. NCBI's taxonomy places the organism in Eukaryota, Metazoa, Arthropoda, Arachnida, Mesostigmata, Varroidae.
GGCAAACGACGACCUGCAAGGUGAAAGCAAUUGAAUUGGACAAAGAUUCCACAGUGAUCACUCCAGUCUCUCGUUGGCACGCUUACCUCGUCUAGCUUUUUACGAUAUAAGAAGACUUGUGUGUUUUUAUUAAUUUUGCGCCUAAAUUAUGGUUAAAUGUGAAAUAUAGAAUCUGCUUGCCAUAUUUGAUUUGAUAUAUAAAGACAAGGUGUGUGCGUGACCUGAUGCUAUCAAUAAUCUAUCGCAUCAUCAUCGCACAAAAAUGAUUUGGAUACUCGUGAUCGGGACGGUGAACAUCUUUCUCGUUAUGUUGUUUUUGUACAUGCACAAAACAGCCCAAUGUCCUACUGGUCAAGGUAUGCACGGUCGGACAGUAAUUAUUACCGGCGGCAGUAGCGGGAUCGGACUUGAAGUAGCCAAGGAAGUAGCACGUCGACGAGCUCGCGUUAUUAUUGCAUCGCGAAGCAAACAGCGCUCCGAAGAAGCCGUACUUGAAGUGAUCCGUGAAACCGGAUGGUCCGACGUACGAUCGGUUAAACUAGACCUCAGUUCUUUCAAAUCUGUUCGUGACUGUGCCACUAAGCUUAUCAACACGGAAUCUCACAUUGAUGUUCUUAUCAAUAACGCGGCGUACGUCUCAUACGGAGGUGAUGUCCAACUCACAGAGGACGGUCUUGAGCUACAGUAUCAAACAAAUUUUUUUGGACAUUUUCUUCUCAGCUGCCUUCUCCUUCCAGCUCUACUUAAGAGUUAUAGUCCGCGUAUCGUCAAUGUAUCAUCCGUUCUCUAUAAACUAGGGCGGAUCGAUUUUGAUAAUUUUGACCAGAGUAAAUAUCGUGAGCUGGCCAUACAGACUUAUUCAAAUACAAAGCUCGCUAUCGUCAUGGUAACUCGCGAAUUGGCGGCUAGGUAUGGAAACCGCGGACUUGGCGUCUUCUCAUGCACCCCAGGAACUUGCUCUACAAACAUCGCACGGAACUUUCCCUGGUAUAUUCGUUAUACUGUUGGAAAGGUAUCGUCCCUUUUCACAAGAAGCGCGGCAGAGGGUGCACAGACUAUCGUUUACUUGGCAGUCACCCCGACGUUGAGUAAUAGUCGGCACAAUGGCCAGUACUUCGUCGAUUGUGAACUAGAGCCUCUGCUCGCUUCCGCUAAAAAUGAGGCGAUUUCUGCGAAGCUGUUCGCGGUUAGUGAGAGACUCACUGGAGCAGACUUCAGCAGUAUAUGAAUCCAUGCCAAACUAUCGGCACUUAGCGUACACCAGAUCCAAACUCUCAAGUUAUUCUUGCGUUGUGAUUUACGGCUUCUUAAGUAAAUUAAAAAUAUUAGCUGAAUAUUGCGAUAAUUAAAGCUUGAAAAGCCUCUGGGUGAAGAGGUUUAUAGUAAAACACUUAGCUCCAUUCGUCGGUUGUACCGAUCCCAACAUUUUUCAUGCAUCCUUAUAUGACAUUAUCAGGCUAUCGUUUACUUAUAAAGGAUCAACUCCAAAUUGUCUGCCAAUAUAGCGAAACGGAUUAGCAUAUAACAUAAUAGUCCGGAGGGAGCUUCUAUAUUCCUGUGAAAACAAUGCAAAAUGUGUUUAUAUUAUUCGUAUGGCAUCAUGCAUGCUAUGCCUUCGAAAGUCGUUGACGCUAUGCAGAAGUUGGCAAAGCCAUUUUGCGUUUGAUAGCAUUCGUACAAAUGCAAAAGAAAAACAAUUCAAAUAAAAUUAAACCAACCAUCACUGUAAGAAAUGAGAGACUCUAGCAAACUGAGCAAGCUCAAGUUUUAUUACUUCAGUUUCAUACGGACUGAGAAAAAAGUGCAAAGUAUUUCAUUGUUAUUAUGAUAUCAUGCUAUUUAUUAGUUGCGACAUUACAGAGAGAUAAAAUAUCUUCCUCUAAAUAAAUAUCUAGACGUUAUUCGUCUUCAAGUGGCCGAAACCGCCAACAUAAAUCGCUACGCGGCAGAAAACGAAUCAGGGCGGCUGCCAUCCGGAAGAUAUGUGUAUAUAAUAUCGGUCACCCUAACUUGUACGCCUACGCUACCUUCUAAUGACCUUUCGGUCUUGGAUCCAUUUGCGACAGAUAAUCACUGGCCGUCUAUGAGUGAAACUACAUGGAUAAACAUAUUGGCUGGUUUACAUGAGCACAUCAAAGCACAUAAAACUGGUGGCUUGACCGUCUUUUAAACGUCUAAGCUACUGCCGCAACGACUAGUGGUUAAUCAUAAAUACUCUAUGGCAAAACACUAUAUUACGAUACCUAACACCUUGAAUUAAGCUACACACUGUCGGAGCUUGUUUUGUGGUUACGUAUCGUCUACGCCACAGCAGUACAAAACAAGAUGUUUAAAGUACCCAGCCGAAUGGUAGUUGCAGGCCAAGACCGUCUAAGGCUACACAUGUUACGCUUAGCUAUUUUGUUGAAUGGUUACGUCUCAGAAAGCCAAUCUACUAUAGGGCUUUGUUGCUGUGGGUAUUGUUAAUGAGAUAAAGAAAAAGAGGUAUAUAUCAUCGAAGAAGCAAUUAGCAGUUGCAUCAUUCUUUAUAGCUCACGUUUUUCAAGUACAAUAGGAUAGAUAUUGAGCUUCGUUUUUUGUUUAAAAUUAGUAUGUGAGUAGGCCCAGUGCUCUUUCAAUCGUUCGCCAAGAGAUAACAAAACCUGCUGACAUUUAGUUAGAAUAUGUACGUAGGUAUGCACAUAUAAGCAGACUAAAAAGGGAUAUGUACCUUUUUAAUAAUGUACGUAAAUCAAUGCAGCCAAAUUAAUAAAGGAUGGAGAUAGGCUUU